AUGGAAAGCAAACCAACCGAACCAGCUAAAACAGUAGAACCAACCGAACCAGCUAAAACAGUAGAACCAACCAAACCAGCAGACAAAAUAGAGUUGACAGAAAAACAUGUACAAUCUCUGAAGAAAAUGUCACAUCUCACCGACACAGAAAUUCGAACAUUAUUUGGCAGUUUUCGUCAAUUGGGAUCUUCUGGCCAACUCACACUGGAAGAAUUCACCAAACUAUGGAAUGGUACAGCGCCCGAAGAGGAUAAUUCUAAUGAUAUUUUUUCAGCCAAACGAGCCUUUGCAGUGUUCGAUCGAGAUCAUUCAGGAAAAAUCGACUUCAACGAAUUUUUGACGGCUACUGUCUUGUUGAGACGUCACUCAACAAAGCAAAAGCUUACACUUAUGUUUGCUCUAUGCGAUUCCAAUUACGAUGGUUAUCUUUCAAAAGAAGAAAUUGAAAAAUUCUUUCUUACAAGAAAGGCUGCAGAAGAACAUGCGAAAGACGAUGACAUCGCAGCGUUCAAGGCUCAUUUAAAUGAGAUCUUUGCAAAAUAUGAUCUCAACAAGGAUGGAAAAAUGUCACACAAGGAAUUCCAUAAUCUUUGCAAUAAUGACGAAUUUUUCAAGCAAAUUGUAGCUUGA
Molecule: messenger RNA, 630 nt
Organism: Rotaria socialis
Lineage: Eukaryota; Metazoa; Rotifera; Eurotatoria; Philodinida; Philodinidae
Source: the annotation of a GenBank genome assembly